Molecule: messenger RNA, 4296 nt
Organism: Chaetura pelagica (chimney swift)
Lineage: Eukaryota; Metazoa; Chordata; Aves; Apodiformes; Apodidae
Gene: PPIP5K1
Product: diphosphoinositol pentakisphosphate kinase 1
Exons: 29
Coding region: 1-4296 (1431 amino acids)
Biological process (GO): inositol phosphate biosynthetic process; inositol metabolic process
Cellular component (GO): cytosol
Molecular function (GO): inositol hexakisphosphate kinase activity; diphosphoinositol pentakisphosphate kinase activity; 5-diphosphoinositol pentakisphosphate 1-kinase activity
Source: RefSeq, a predicted model, not a curated record
AUGUCGUCCCUGACGACUUCCAGUGAGGGAGAGAGCUCCACUCCCAGGUUUGUUGUCGGUUCCAGGGAUGAUGAGACAGACAUUCUGGAAUCAAACAUGAAGACAGACGAAACCGAUUUCUUUGAAGAUGACGAAGAGGAGGAGUCGCCACCUGAACGGCAGAUUGUGGUUGGAAUUUGUGCCAUGACUAAAAAGUCCAAGUCAAAGCCCAUGACACAGAUCCUGGAGCGUCUGUGCAAGUUUGAGUACAUCACAGUGGUGAUUAUGGGGGAAGAUGUUAUUCUGAAUGAACCAGUGGAGAACUGGCCCUCCUGUGACUGCCUGAUAUCCUUCCACUCCAAAGGAUUCCCCCUGGAUAAAGCAGUUGCUUAUGCCAAGCUGUGCAAGCCAUUUCUGAUUAACGACCUUGAUAUGCAGUAUUACAUCCAGGACAGGCGUGAGGUGUAUCGGAUCCUUCAGGAAGAGGGAAUAGACUUGCCUCGUUAUGCUGUGCUCAAUCGAGACCCUGAUAGACCAGAAGAGUGCAACUUGGUGGAAGGAGAGGACCACGUGGAGGUGAAUGGAGCUGUCUUCCCAAAGCCAUUUGUAGAGAAGCCAGUCAGUGCUGAGGACCACAACGUGUAUAUCUACUACCCCACGUCCGCGGGUGGGGGCAGCCAGCGGCUCUUCAGGAAGAUCGGCAGCCGCAGCAGCGUGUACUCCCCAGAGAGCAGUGUGAGGAAGACAGGCUCCUACAUUUAUGAGGAGUUCAUGCCUACAGAUGGCACGGAUGUAAAGGUGUACACCGUGGGGCCAGACUACGCCCACGCGGAGGCUCGCAAGUCGCCGGCGCUGGAUGGGAAGGUGGAGCGGGACAGCGAGGGGAAGGAGAUCCGCUACCCUGUCAUGCUGACUGCCAUGGAGAAGCUGGUUGCCCGGAAAGUCUGUGUAGCCUUUAAGCAAACCGUGUGUGGGUUCGACCUCCUGCGGGCCAACGGACACUCCUUUGUCUGCGACGUGAACGGCUUCAGCUUUGUGAAGAACUCCAUGAAAUACUACGACGACUGUGCCAAAAUCCUUGGAAAUAUAAUAAUGCGGGAAUUGGCUCCCCAGUUCCAUAUUCCCUGGUCCAUCCCAACAGAGGCAGAAGAUAUUCCCAUUGUCCCCACAACUUCAGGCACCAUGAUGGAGCUCCGCUGUGUGAUUGCAGUCAUCCGGCACGGGGACCGCACCCCCAAGCAGAAGAUGAAGAUGGAAGUCAAGCAUCCCCGAUUCUUUGAAUUAUUUGAGAAAUAUGAUGGCUACAAGACAGGGAAGUUGAAGCUGAAGAAACCAGAGCAGCUACAGGAAGUGCUGGACAUUGCACGGGAGCUUGUGGUGGAACUGGGAACCCACAGUGACUGUGAGAUUGAGGAGAGGAAAUCCAAACUGGAGCAGCUGAAGAGUGUCUUGGAGAUGUAUGGACAUUUUUCUGGCAUUAACCGUAAGGUGCAGUUGACCUACCUGCCUCAUGGACAUCCAAAAGCUACAAGUGAAGAUGAAGAAGCUCGUCGAGAGUCUUCCCCAUCCCUUCUGCUGGUGCUGAAGUGGGGUGGGGAGCUGACACCAGCGGGGAGAGUCCAGGCAGAGGAGCUGGGCCGAGCCUUCCGCUGCAUGUACCCUGGAGGCCAAGGUGAUUAUGCUGGUUUCCCUGGCUGUGGUUUGCUCAGGCUGCACAGCACCUACCGGCAUGACCUCAGGAUCUACGCCUCAGAUGAGGGACGAGUGCAGAUGACAGCAGCAGCUUUUGCAAAGGGUCUGCUGGCCCUGGAAGGAGAGCUGACCCCCAUUCUGGUGCAGAUGGUGAAAAGUGCCAACAUGAAUGGUCUCCUGGACAGUGACAGUGAUUCCCUGAGCAGCUGCCAGCAGAGGGUGAAGGCCAGACUGCAUGAGAUCAUGCAGAAGGAUGCCCAGUUCUGCCAAGAGGAUUACGAGAAGCUAGCACCUACAGGCAGUGCUUCUCUGCUCAACUCCAUGACAUUUAUCCAGAACCCAGUGGAGGUCUGUAACCAGGUGUUCACCCUGAUUGAGAAUCUCACCUCCCAGAUACAAAAGCGUCUGGAAGACCCAAAAUCUGCAGACCUGCAGCUGUACCACAGUGAGACCCUGGAGCUGAUGCUGCAGCGCUGGAGCAAACUGGAGCGGGAUUUCCGCAUGAAGAGCGGGCGCUACGACAUCAGCAAGAUCCCUGACAUCUACGACUGCAUCAAGUAUGAUGUACAGCACAACUGUGCCCUGAAGCUGGAAGGCACAGCUGAGCUCUUCAAACUCUCCAAAGCCCUGGCAGAUGUGAUCAUACCCCAGGAAUAUGGGAUCAAUAAAGAGGAGAAACUGGAGAUUGCUAUUGGCUUCUGUCUUCCUCUCAUUAAAAAGAUCCAGCUGGACCUACAGAGAACCCAUGAAGACGAGUCUGUCAACAAACUACAUCCCUUGUACUCCAGAGGAGUUCUGUCUCCAGGCCGCCACGUUCGGACGCGGCUCUACUUCACCAGCGAGAGCCACGUGCACUCCCUGCUCAGCAUCUUCCGCUACGGGGGCCUCCUGGAUGAGAACAAAGAUCAGCAAUGGAAGAGAGCCAUGGACUAUCUGAGUGCUAUCUCAGAGCUGAACUACAUGACCCAGAUUGUUAUCAUGCUCUACGAGGACAACAACAAGGACCCAUCUUCAGAAGAGCGUUUCCACGUGGAGCUGCAUUUCAGCCCUGGUGUGAAGGGCUGCGAGGAGGACCGGAACGUGCCCACGGGCUUUGGCUUCCGUCCUGCCUCAGCAGAGAAUGAGGACAAGAAAGCAGACCAAGGCAGCCUGGAGGACUUGUCCAAAGAGAAGGGCGUGGAUGAGCCCGACCGUGUGCAGCCGAGGUCCCCGCAGCCUGCCGAGCCCGUCAGCAUCCAGCGGAGAUCCCCGCUCAUCAGGAACCGGAAAACCGGCUCCAUGGAGGUGCUCUCUGAAUCUUCUUCCAAAUCAGGAGGUUAUCGCCUCUUCAGCACUUAUUCCAGGCAGUCUUCUGAGAUGAAGCAGAGUGGCUUAGGGUCACAAUGCACCGGCCUGUUUAGCACCACUGUGCUGGGAGGCUCCUCCAGUGCCCCCAACCUCCAGGACUACGCUCGCAGCCAUGGCAAAAAGUUUGCCAGCAGCCUGACGCACAAAGACGAUGUGUGUGAGCACCACCACGUUGCCCAGUUGCUGCGCCGUUUUUCCUGUGACCGCGCCACCAGCCGGAACAUCUCCCUGGAUGCUACCCUAGCCCAUCACCUCCAGCACUGCUCCUACCACCUGCGCCUCUUCAGGAGCUGGCUGAUCUCAGGGCAGGAUGACUUGGAGUGUCUUUACGGUUUUGAAGGCUGCUCCAUGGUUCCCACUAUUUAUCCUCUGGAGACCCUGCACAACUCCCUCUCUUUGCGACAGGUCAACGAGUUCCUGACGUCUGUGUGCAGGAGCUGCAGCGACUCCCAUGUCCCCUCCACUGCAGAUUUGUUUGAUGCAAUGAUUGGCAGCCAGAUGCCAGGAGACCCCUUCAUGUCCCAGCGAAUCCUGGCCUCGUCCUCCCUGCCGUUGCGCCAGCGCUCGGAUAAGCCCCCGUGGUACAGCAGUGGCCCCUCCAGUACAGUCUCCAGUGCAGGCCCGUCCUCCCCCACCUCUGUGGACAAUCGUUUCAGCUUCACUGAGAAACUUUCCACCAGUCCCCCAAAAAGUGAGGAGCAGCUGACCAGCCAGUUCCCUGAGCAAGGAGAGAGGCAGCCUCCAGGCGGGGGGCUCGACGUGGAGGUGGGGGUGUCUGGGUUGUCAGUGGUGGAGCCAAGUGCCCUGGAGUCCCUGCCUUUGAAUAUGGACCCCGAGCGAGGCAGAGUCCUGGAGCUGUGCAAGAAGGAGCUGGCAGAGGAGGGCUCUAACCCAGAGGAGAAGAGCAUGGUGGAGCUGGAUGAAGAAGGAUCAGCUGGGGCCAUGUUAAAGCCAAGUAACACAGAGAACCCAAAGUGUGGAGCUGGGUCUGAUAUGAGGCUGGCUAGGGAGGGAGAGAAGCCAGGUGAGGGGUGUGCAGGGGAAAAUACUGGCCUGGAUCAGUCAGGAAUGUCCAAGGAGAUCUUCGUGCCCUAUGAAGAAGAGCUGCUGGGAGAGGUGUUGGACCCAGAGCAUGUGGGCAAGGAGCUUCUGGGGGAAGCUCUGUCAGGCCAGCUUCUGUGUGGUCACCCGUGCCAGGGGCAGCCACUGCCUCCUGAGACAAGCGUGGAGGAGCUGGAGGAGCUGCAGCCACUGUGUCAGGAGGAUCAGCAGAAUUAG